AUGCUGCACCCGGUCAGGGACGACCAGCUGCAGGUGUUCUCGGCGAGGUUCAACGAGGUCUUCCGCAAAUGCCAGUGCCCGGGCAAUAUCUGCUUCCUACAUGGCAUCUCAACGCAUAAUGGGAGGCUUUGUGUAGCGAUGAGGUUUUCCGAAGGAUCCAUUGGGGAUAGGAUGGCUCGACUUAAAGGUGGAAGGCUCCCUUUGUCAGAUGUUUUAAGAUAUGGCGCCGAUUUGCCGCUUGGUGUGCUAGAACUACACUACAUGGGAAUAUUUGUUCAGAAUCUCCAGUCUUGUAAUUUUCUCCUUGAUGACAAUGACCAGGAAGCAUGGUUUUGUUUUAUCCCAUAUAUCAGUACAUAA
Triticum turgidum subsp. durum (durum wheat) is the source of this 360-nucleotide messenger RNA. The record is from the annotation of a GenBank genome assembly. Lineage: Eukaryota; Viridiplantae; Streptophyta; Magnoliopsida; Poales; Poaceae.